CAAUGCUUGGAUGGACCACGUCAGCAUUGCGGUAGCAAAGGAGUAGCACUUUCAGUUCAGAGUCAUCCGAAACCGAAGUAUUGAACCCAAAAAUAUCAGAGAAGAUGCAACAAAAUCACCAUUGAAUCAUUCUAUGGACUGAUCAACUUGACCAUUCACGAAGCCGAGAGACUAGAGACUGAAUUUGUGCUUUGUCCAAUCCUUUUUGCUUAUCAACAUUCAAGCGCGAGGCUAUGGUGUCUCUGGUUGCCCAACUUGUUUUCCCCUCGGGUUAUGGCCAAAAAGUCUGGGAAGAUCCCUCCUUCAUUAAGUGGAGAAAAAGAGAUGCUCAUGUUUCACUUCACUGCCAUGAUACAGUUGAAGGAUCUCUUAGAUACUGGUAUGAAAGAAACAAUGUGGAUUUUCUAGUAUCUAAGUCAGCUACUUGGAAUGAUGAUGCUGUUCCUGGAGCUCUUGAUAGUGCUGCUUGGUGGGUCAAGGGCUUGCCUUUUGUUAAAUCAUUGUCAGACUAUUGGAAAUUUUUCUUGGCCCCAAGUCCAACAAGUAUUCCUAAGAACUUUUAUGAUAGUGAAUUUGAAGAUUCUACAUGGGAAUCUUUGCCAGUCCCUUCCAACUGGCAGAUGCAUGGUUUUGAUCGACCGAUUUACACAAAUGUUGUAUAUCCUUUCCCACUUGAUCCUCCAUAUGUUCCUGCAGACAACCCUACUGGAUGCUACAGGACAUGCUUCCACAUCCCUAAAGAAUGGGAGGGUCGUCGGAUCUUGUUGCACUUUGAAGCUGUUGAUUCUGCCUUUCAUGUUUGGAUAAAUGGGAUCCUUGUUGGAUAUAGUCAGGAUAGUAGGCUCCCUGCAGAGUUUGAAGUCACUGAUUUCUGCCAUCCAUGUGGCUCUGACAAGAAAAAUGUACUAGCUGUUCAAGUUGUUAGGUGGAGUGAUGGUUCUUAUCUUGAAGAUCAAGACCAUUGGUGGUUAUCUGGUAUUCAUCGUGAUGUGCUUCUUCUAGCUAAGCCACAGGUGUUCAUCACAGAUUAUUUUUUCAAAUCAAGUUUAGUGGAAGAUUUCUCUUGUGCAGAUAUUCAGGUUGAAGUUAAGAUUGAUAACUCAAGAUCACCUAAAGAAAGUGUGCUUGAAAAGUUCACUAUAGAAGCUACACUUUAUGACAAUGGGAGGUGGUAUGAGUGUGAUAGGAAUGCCAACCUACUCUCAUUUGAAGUGGCUCGCUUGGAACUGAAUACAACCCUUAAUGCAAGUCCUGGUUUUCAUGCAUAUGUACUCAGUGGAAAACUGGAGAUGCCUAAGCUUUGGUCUGCAGAAAAACCAAACUUGUACACUCUUGUCAUCAUCCUCAAAGAUGCAUCUGGUCAUCUGGUUGACUGUGAAUCUUGCCAAGUAGGCAUACGGCAAAUAUCACAAGCCCCAAAAUAUCUACUUGUUAAUGGGCACCCUAUAGUAAUAUGUGGUGUCAACAGACAUGAACAUCAUCCACGUCUAGGGAAGACCAACAUGGAGUCCUGCAUGGUUAAGGAUUUGAUCUUGAUGAAGCAGAACAAUAUAAAUGCUGUGAGAAACAGUCACUAUCCCCAACACCCACGAUGGUAUGAGUUAUGUGAUUUGUUUGGUGUCUACAUGAUAGAUGAAGCCAAUAUUGAGACACAUGGUUUUGAUCUCUCUGGACAUUUAAAGCAUCCUACUUCAGAACCAAGUUGGGCUUCUUCUAUGCUGGAUCGUGUGAUUGGCAUGGUAGAGAGGGACAAAAAUCAUGCAUGCAUCAUAUCAUGGUCCUUGGGAAAUGAAUCUGGAUAUGGACCUAAUCAUUCUGCAUUAGCUGGUUGGAUUCGUACAAAGGAUCCCUUAAGGGUAAUACAUUAUGAAGGAGGUGGAUCCAGAACCUCAUCAACAGAUAUUGUAUGCCCCAUGUAUAUGCGUGUUUGGGACAUAGUUAAAAUUGCAAAUGAUCCAAAUGAAACUCGUCCACUAAUUUUGUGCGAGUAUUCUCAUGCAAUGGGAAAUAGCAAUGGAAAUAUUCAUGAAUAUUGGGAAGCAAUUGAUAGCACAAUUGGUCUUCAAGGAGGAUUUAUCUGGGAUUGGGUGGAUCAAGGACUGCUGAAGGAUGGUGCAAAUGGUAGUAAGCACUGGGCAUAUGGAGGUGACUUUGGGGAUACUCCUAAUGAUCUAAACUUCUGCUUGAAUGGUCUUACAUGGCCAGAUCGAACUCCUCACCCUGCAUUAAAUGAGGUCAAAUAUGUAUAUCAACCAAUAAAGGUUUCAUUCAGGGAAGGAGUAAUUAAGGUGGCAAAUAAAUACUUUUUUGAAACAACAGAAGCACUAGAAUUUAUCUGGGUCGUUCAUGGGGAUGGAUGUAGCCUUGGAUCAGGGGUACUCUUUCUCCCACCAAUAGAACCCCAGAAUGCUUAUGACAUAGAAUGGGAAUCAGCUCCAUGGUAUUCUGUAUGGGCAUCUUCUUCUGCAGCAGAAAUUUUCUUGACAAUAACCACAAAACUUUUGAAUUCCACACGCUGGGUUGAGGCAGGUCAUAUUCUUGCCUCCACACAAGUCAAACUACCUGCCAAAAGAGAAUGUAUUCCUCAUGUUAUUAAAACCACAGCUACUACUUUACUUGUGGAAAAUCUUGGUGGUAUUAUCAAAAUCACAAGAGAGCAUUUUUGGGAGAUAAAAAUGAAUGCUCAAAAAGGAAUAAUUGAGAGCUGGAAGGUUGGAGGAGUUUCAAUCAUGAAUAGCGGUAUCAUCCCAUGCUUAUGGCGAGCACCUACAGACAAUGAUAGAGGAGGUGGCCCAAAUAGCUAUGCCUCCAAGUGGAAAGAUGCAGGCCUUGAUAACUUGGUCUUUCAUACUGAAAGCUGCUGCAUAAAGAAUAUGACUGAUGUCAUGGUGCAAAUUAAUGUUGUUUAUCUUGGUGUCCAGAAGGAUGAGCAAAAUACCCUUUUAGAAGCCAGAACAUCCAAUGUUAUGUCGAAGGUUGAUGUGAAUUAUAAGAUCUAUGGAUCUGGAGAUGUGAUUAUGGAAUGCAAUGUACAACUAAGCACUGAUCUUCCACCUUUGCCACGUGUCGGUGUUGAAUUCCAAGUAGACAAAUCACUGGAUCAGAUCACAUGGUAUGGAAGAGGGCCAUUUGAAUGUUAUCCAGAUAGAAAAGAAGCUGCCCAUGUAGGAAUAUAUCAACAGAAUGUGAAUGACAUGCAUGUGCCAUACAUUGUUCCCGGGGAAUGUUCUGGUAGAGCAGACGUCAGAUGGGUAGUAUUACAAAACAAAGAUGGUCAUGGAAUUUUUGCUUCCAUGUAUGGAAGCUCUCCACCUAUGCAAAUAAGUGCAAGUUACUACAGCACUGCAGAGCUUGACAGGGCAACACACAAUGAAGAACUAGUAAAGGGAAAUGACAUUGAGGUACAUCUUGACCACAAGCACAUGGGUUUGGGUGGGGAUGAUAGUUGGUCACCAUGCGUCCAUGACAAGUAUCUAAUUCCUCCAGUGCCCUACUCCUUUACACUGCGCCUGUGCCCGGUUGAUGCAGCUACCUCUUGUCAUGACAUAUACAGAUCCCAGCUUCCAAACUAGGGGUUUCAACAUUCAUCGUUCAUGACAUCUAUGAGAUACCUGGCUAUCUGAUGCUUUUGAAUGGCAAAAAUAAAUCAGUCUUGUCAUUUUGUGAACAAGCGUUCUUCCUUGAGCAGCUUGUAUUAGGGAAGUUGAGAGCAAACUUGACGUAAAUAUCAAUGAAUAGAGUUACUUUGGCUGCAU
This is a messenger RNA of Nelumbo nucifera (sacred lotus), 3755 nucleotides long. Its product is annotated as glycoside hydrolase family 2 protein. Lineage: Eukaryota; Viridiplantae; Streptophyta; Magnoliopsida; Proteales; Nelumbonaceae. Gene Ontology annotation, biological process: lactose catabolic process. Gene Ontology annotation, molecular function: carbohydrate binding; beta-galactosidase activity. Gene Ontology annotation, cellular component: beta-galactosidase complex. The record is from RefSeq and is a predicted model, not a curated record.